GAGUCGAGCUGGAGGCGGCUUAUGGGGGCACCUCAUCGCUCUCUGCAACUACCUGAAAGGAGGAUGGAGCCAGGAGGGGGCUGGUCUCCCAAGGAACAAGGGAUAGGGCAAGAGGAAACGGCCUCAAGCUGCGCAUGGGGAGGUUUAGUUUGGAUGUUACGAACGAUUUCUUCACCCAAAGGGUGGUCAGGCAUUGGAACAAGCUGCCCAGGCGGAAUCACCAUCCCUAGGGGUAUUUAAAAGAUGUGGAGAUGUGACAGUGGCAUGUUUAACAGUGGACUUGGCAGUGCUGGGGAACAGUUGGACUUGAUGAUCCCAAAGGUCUCUUCCAACCUAACUCAUUCUAUGAUCCUAAAGAGAAGAAGAGGAGGACAGGGAACGCAGCGACAGCCGCCACGUUUGGAAGAGACGUUCCCGUGCCUGAAGCACCGCCCUGUGUCGGGGCGGUUCCGCUUCCAGGGCGGGCAGCGGCGCAUCCGGCGGGUGACCCUGCUGAGUCCUUCUGUGCGGCGGCGGGGCCAUGGGGCUGCGGGACAGCGUCGUUCAUGCCGGGGAGCCCGAGGAGGAGGAGGAGGAAGAGCUGGUGGAUCCUUUAACCACGGUCCGGGAGCACUGUGAGCAGACGGAAAAAUGCGUGAAGGCGCGGGAGCGGCUGGAGCAGUGCGACGCGCGGGUGUCCUCCAGGUCCCACACGGAAGAGCAGUGCACAGAGGAGCUUUUUGACUUCCUGCACGCCAGGGACCACUGCGUUGCUCACAAACUCUUUAAGAACCUGAAGUGAAGGCGGGCACGAUUGUCCAUCUGCUUCCACAGCCCAUGUUGGUGGUUCCUGGAUUCACAGUUCUGCUCCUGCCCGUUCCUGGCAGCAGCCAAGUGUCAGCCUGUCUCUGCGUCUGUUCUCGUGGAAGAUGUGCAGCUACGCAAAACCCAUGUUGAUGUUCUGUAAUUUUCCAUAUUAAACAUUGAGUUCCCAUGGAAA
Messenger RNA from Strigops habroptila (Kakapo), 979 nucleotides. RefSeq names its product cytochrome b-c1 complex subunit 6, mitochondrial. NCBI's taxonomy places the organism in Eukaryota, Metazoa, Chordata, Aves, Psittaciformes, Psittacidae. The record is from RefSeq and is a predicted model, not a curated record. The transcript is spliced from 4 exons. Gene Ontology annotation, biological process: mitochondrial electron transport, ubiquinol to cytochrome c. Bases 521 to 781 code for a protein of 86 amino acids.